Arachis ipaensis is the source of this 5679-nucleotide messenger RNA. Its product is annotated as pentatricopeptide repeat-containing protein At4g17616-like. The record is from RefSeq and is a predicted model, not a curated record. Lineage: Eukaryota; Viridiplantae; Streptophyta; Magnoliopsida; Fabales; Fabaceae. Gene Ontology annotation, molecular function: protein binding.
AAGCUUUGAAUUCUCUUAUUUCAUUUUAAUUUUACCACAAUCAACAUGUUUGAUGAAAUGCUUUAACCAUAUUUCUGGUUGGUUUUAUAAUUUCUAGCUUUUAGAAAUUUAGUAAGUGAUUGCAUGUGAAAUAAGAAUAAUUGGAUCUUAGUAAUUAGGAAAUUUUAGCUGCACAAAUAGCAUCUUUGCAGAAAACAUAUUAGCAUGAUGAUUCCACUUGCAUUAGUGUUCUUCCGGUAAAUUUUAACAGUUAUUGUGAACUUGUUAAUUUGCUAAUUGUUCUUGUGGUGUUGUUCUGUUGUUCUUCUGUUACUUUUAAUUUGUUUUGUUUCUGUUGUGAUUUUCUGUUCUUGAUUUAAGCUGUGAUUGAAGGUUCUUUGAUUUGGGUAUUCUUCACUUUCCUUUAAGCUUAGCUUUUAAUUCUUUGGGCAUACAGUAUCAAAUCAUUGUUUUCAGCAAUGGUGUUUUUUAGAUUUUAUUUUUAGGUUGCUUUGUUUUAAAUGUUCCUAUUGUUGUUGUUGUGUUUUUUGCUGUGAUUUAAAUGUUCUUUUGAUUCUUUUUUUUUUUUUUUUUGAAUGCCCAGUCAGUACUUGGUUGAUUGGUUUUGCUCACUGAUUGUAUUUGAUAAUAAAUUUUAAAUUGAUAACUCUAUAUUCUGUAGUUAAAUUUUAUUAAAGUUUCUUGAAUUUGCACUGACUAUGUUAUUGAUUCAAUGUUCCUUCAUUGCUUUUUUUUUGUUGUUAAUCAUUGUGAUGAGCUUUGUUAAAAUUGGGUUGAAAUCUGUUAAUCUUUCUUCAUUUUUCACUGUUCUAACUUCUGUUCUUAUUAAAAAAUUUGCAAUUGGUGAUCUUUUGAUUUAUUAUAUGCUUCAUGUUUUCAUUGUUCUGUUCUUAUGAAGAAAAAAUUUGCAAUUAGUGAUUGUAUGAUUCAUGUUUUGAUUGUUCUGUUGUAUAAAAAAAAUUCUGUUUUCAUUGUUUGGUUGUUAUUUUAUGACAAUUCUUGAUCUCCGCCGACUUGCUAUCCCUCCUCCGUGUUGGAUUCUUUUUGUUUCAGGCUUUGUUGUGUUUUUGUUUCAGCCUCUGUUGUGUGUUUGUUUCAGGCUCUGUUGUGUGUUUAUUGUGCAACACUAUCAUUUUUUGUUUUACUUUUUGACUUAGCUACAUUAAGACAAUAUUCUCUAUCUUUAACUUGUGCAUUGUAAUUCAAUCCAAGCUAUUUUUAAUGGAAGUAUAAUUAUGUUAACUAUCAACAAAUUUGCAGCAAGUUAUUGCAUAUUUUGAUGAUUAACUAUGUUUAGUUUGUGAUAUUUUAUGUAGGGUUUUAAAUUUGAAAAAUAUUUAGGAUGUUUAUUUAUAAUUUAUUUAUUAUUUUAUUAUGGAACGGUUUUUCUAGUUGAAUCACGGUUAGACCGGUUGGAUCAGUAAACCAGUGAACCAGUGACUAGAGCGGUUUGAUGACCGGUCCGGUUUUUAGAACCUUGCGUCCUAUCUCUUCUCUGCGGCUGCUGCUAUGUCUUCUCUCUCUCGCCGCCUUUGAAAAAUAAAGAUUGGUAACUGCAUGAGAAAAGACUGGCCAAAUGAAAUAGUAAGGCAUGUUUAAAGUUGACUCUGCGGACAGACCCUAAGGUAAAUUAUAUAAUUUCUAAUAAUAUGUGUGCGCUCAUUGAAUUUGCUGUAGUUGGAACUGUAAUAAUUGGUUCAUAUGGAGCUCCCUUGUCUGUCAUAGACACAUUUUAGUUCCCUAAGCUAAUCCUUAGCAUUGCUUUAAGCCUUUAGAUAGUAAUGCUACUGGCUUUGGAUAUUGUUAUUACAUUUUAUCUGAGUUAUCCUUGUUAAAAUUUUUGACAUAAUCUUUGAAGUUAGUGGUUCCUUUGACAUUCAUGGUUUUUUGAAAAAUAAACAAAUAACAAAUAAAUAAAGGAAAAGAAGGGAAUGUGCUGCAUUGUUGUUUUGGACUAUUGUAGUGGGCUUGUUCUGUUUUAGUCAUGCUUGCCCAACCCAAGUAAGAAAAAAUAUAUAUCAAAGGGUAUGUGUGCUCUUGGUUUUAGUUUAAGUCACAUAUAUAUCACCAACAACUUGGGGAGAGAGAGUUUGAUAAUGAGACGAAUGUGGGCUUCUGACACAAAGAGGGGGAGCGAAGGGAGAUGGAGAGAGGAGACUGGGGAGAGAGAGAGAGAGGAAAGGUGGCUCCAUGAAACUUGCCACCACCAUGGUUCGUUCAUUUAGAUCUUUCGGAGACUCACCAACUAUGGAAGACAGCAACCUCAUGUCCGGUGGCGGCUCAGAUGAAGUAACCAUUGGUGAAGUUGUGCCCCCUUCUCUUCCCUUCUCUUUGCUCCUAUUAUCUUCUUCCACUGUUUUUUCAGUUUUCUUCUUUCUUCUUUAUUCUUGCUUUUAACAUGAUGUGAUUAUGCAAGUCACAUAGCAUCGGUUUUCAAUUCUCUCUUAUUGUAUUUAUUUUCUGUAAUGUUUGUGAAUUGAAACGUUGCAGAGACGACUGUGUAUACCCAAUAUGUGUUGUCACUGUGUAAAUGACAAUGGAGUGUUUGUGUGUGAUAAUUGUGAUGGUUGGGUAAAUGAAAGUGUGUAAAUGACAAUGAAGUGUUUGCAUGUGAUAAUGGUGAUGCUAGGGUACAUGUAAAAUAUUUGAUGUAGAAAAAAUAAGUAACAGUAAAGGAGGAGUGAAUUGGAUUCUUUUCCUCAAAAGAAAGUUUUGCUCUUCUGUUGAGUGAUCACUGUUUUAUAUAGAUAAAAGUUUGCAUCAAUGAUGCAUAUGUAGGGGAGAAGAUUUUCAACAAUAGAUUGUCCAAAUUUCAAACACACUUAUUCAUUCUUUGAAUUUACAUUUAUUCUCUUUGAACUAGGUGCUUUAAUUAACUUUUGAAAUUUCCAUAUGUCACCAGCACAUGGUAAGACUUUGGGGACUUACACCUUUUAUCACAUUUGGUGACUUUCCAACGCCAAUAUUUAAAGCACAUGCAGACAAAUGAGACCAAUUCCUAUAGCUAUAGGAAGCAAACAAAAGCAUCAGGAAGAAGGAUAUAGUGACAUGUGGAGCUAUAUGCUGGAUUUAAAGGAAAUAAAAAUAAAAAUAAAAAUGAUCAAAAAGAAAAAGAAAAGUGAAACUAGAUGGCGCAAACAGCGGGAACUUUUGGGCCCAGAUACUAUUAGUUUUCUAAUCCAACUCUGCUUCCACUUGUUCUCUGUCUCACCCCACCAGCGAUCUCGUCACUCCUUCAUCUCUCAGCCUUGAGCAAUUGAGCCUUCAGGCCUUCACCAUCGCUGUUGUCGUUAGUUCUGCAGUUGUGUAUGCAUCAAGCUCAUUAGGUACAGGCAUCCUGGAAUGGUUCUUCCUUUCACAAGAUACAUUCCAUUGCACAACCGUUUGGUCAGAAGGGCUUCAACUUUGCAGAGAUUUUUUCCUGGGCAUUUCAAUCCCAUUUUGCAAAAAAUUUCCACUUCUAGUAGUAGUGACUGUGAAAGAUUACCAUGGGAACGUUCUACCCAAGCAAUUCUACUAGGGAAGCUCAAAACUGCUUUGAGAAACCAUCAGAUGCAUGAAGGAUGGGAAUCCUUUCAGGAUUUUAGGACACUGUAUGGGUACCCUGAGGUGGUUAAAGAGGAGAAUAAUUCUGGUUUGGUUCAUGUUGAUACGUUAACCAAACUUGCACUUUCUUUGGCAAGGUUGCAAAUGUCAACCUCUGCAGCGGUGAUUCUUAGAUUGAUGCUGGAUAAGGGGUGUGUGCCCCCUAUGCAUUUGUUGUGCUUGGUCUUCUUGCACCUUGUGAAGACAGAGAUUGGAGCAUAUAUUGCAUGUAAUUAUUUGUCUCAGGUUUGUGACUUUUACAUUUGCUUGAAGGAUAAAAAGGCUCAAUCUGCGGAUGUGGUUAAGCCAGAUGCAUCAAUCUUUUGCCUUGUUCUUGAUGCUUGUGUGAGGUUUAAUUUACCCUUGAAGGGCUUGUUGCUGAUUGAAUUAGUGGCACUAACUGGGACAGUGGUUGAUGCACACACUGUUGUAAUAGUUUCACAGAUUCUAGAGAUGAAUGGUUUAAGAGAUGAAAUAAGGGAAUUAAAAGAUCACAUUGAUAGUGUGUCAGCUGCUUUCAUUCGCCUCUAUCGACAAUUCUAUGAUAGUUUGUUGAGCUUGCACUUCAAGUUUAAUGACAUUGAUGCUGCUGCUAAGCUUGUUUUUGAUAUGAAUAGUUCACAUAAUCGUCAUGAUAAUAAAGAAAAUAGGAAAGAUCUUCAAAAGCCUUGCUCUAUUGCAAUUGGAUCGCGUAACCUUAGGGCUGGACUAAAGAUACAUAUUGAGCCUGAGCUGCUGCAGAAUGAUUCUGUUGUUAAACCUGAAGGUAGACAAGACCUGAUCUUUUAUAGGGGUCAAAAACUUGUUCUCAGCAACAGAGCACUGGCAAAAUUCAUUACCGGUUACAAGAAAGAUGGGAGGAUUAGUGAACUUUCAAAGCUUUUACUUAGCGUUCAAGAGGAACUAUAUUCAGUAGCAGGAUCUAGUUUGUGUUCUGAUGCAAUUGGUGCUUGCAUUCACUUUGGAUGGCUUGAAUCUGCUCAUGACAUUUUGGAUGAUGCAGAGGCUGCUGGAUCUCCAUUGGACUGGGAUACAUAUAUGUUACUCUUGUCAGCAUAUCGUAGGCGCAGAAUGCAAAGAGUAGCAAAUGCACUGCUAAAACAAAUGACAAGGGUUCAUUUGGAUAAAGAAUUGGCUGAUGAUACUAUCCACGAACACUUUCAUUGUGUGGAAACAUCAGAUUCACUUGUUAAAUCGAAUUUGGUCGUCACCUUGGUUCAAAUAUUGAAAGAUGAAGAUCGGAUUUUUCCUUUGGUGUAUGAGUUUAAUUCUUCCAUCCACUUCUUUUGCAUGGCGAGAAUGAUGGAAGAUGCACUAAAGGUGUAUAGAAGAAUGGUUGAAAUGAACAUUCAGCCCACUAUUCAGACUUUUGCUUAUCUGCUACGUGGAUAUUCAUCUCUUGGUAUGUAUCGCGAGAUCACAAUCUUGUGGGGAGAGAUCAAGAGAUUCAUGAAGGGUUGUGGUUUUCCGGCAAAUAGAGAUCUAUACGAGUUACUACUAAUAAACUUUCUUCGCGGUGGAUACUUUGAGCGAGUGAUGGAAGUCAUUGGCCAUAUGAGAGACCAAAACAUGUAUGCUGAUAAGUUGAUGUAUAAAGUUGAGUUCUUAAGACUUCACAAAAAUCUUUAUAAGAGUUUAAAAGCAUCAGAUGCAAGAACAGAAGCACAACUCAAAAGGCUUGAGCAUGUUCAGGAGUUUAGGAAAUGGGUGGGUAUAGUUUGAGUUUUCCAAUAAAUAUCCAUCUGUCAUGGUGUACUUUUUGUAGUAUUAUUCAUUAAUCCUAUCAAUCAUCAAAUGGAUCCGUCAUUUGAUCUUUGCUCAUUGAUCAUAGAAUCACAGCUGCUGUUCUUUGCCGAGAAAUGCAAUUAUGUUGCCAAUUUCAACCUUUGUAGAUGAAAUCAUUUUUAUGGUUGACGAUGUUUGAACUAUUAUUGCACUACCAUUGGGGAUUUUCCUUGACGGCAAAGCUUAUAUCGAAGGGAUUUAUGAACACAUGCAUUAGAACUUUAGUGAUUUAAUGCAUGUAAAUUGAUUUAAUUAUGUAACUACAUCACGUGGAGUAUCAAUGGAAAAUUUUCAGUGGUCUUUAUUUGC